Molecule: messenger RNA, 1388 nt
Organism: Capsella rubella
Lineage: Eukaryota; Viridiplantae; Streptophyta; Magnoliopsida; Brassicales; Brassicaceae
Product: receptor-like serine/threonine-protein kinase At1g78530
Exons: 5
Coding region: 130-1209 (359 amino acids)
Biological process (GO): protein phosphorylation
Molecular function (GO): ATP binding; protein kinase activity
Source: RefSeq, a predicted model, not a curated record
CGUAAACCUACUUCCUUUUUCAGUCUAUCUCCGUUUUCACGUACAACCAACUUCUUUUUUCAAAUCUCGAUAAUGAGGUAAAGGGAAAAGAAAAAAAAAAGCUUAGAAGCUUUAGUUCAGAGAAACACGAUGGCUAAUGCAAAGGAAACAACUUUUUAUAUAACAAUCUCUGUGGUUGCUUUUGUCAUUGGUAAAAUCGUGAUCGCUCUUCUUCUCUACAAGAGAUGGAAGAGAAAACACACAGUUCAUGAAAAUGGAUUCCCAGUCAAAGGAGGAGGAAAAAUGGUGAUGUUCAGAUCUCCGUUACUUAACUCUGUUUCCUCUGACAUGUUUAUGAAGAAGACACAUAAGCUAAGCAACAAAGACAUUCUCGGUUCUGGAGGGUUCGGAACUGUUUACAGAUUAGUCAUUGAUGAUUCAACAACUUUUGCUGUCAAGAGACUAAACAGAGGAACCUCUGAGAGAGACAGAGGGUUUCAUAGGGAGUUAGAAGCGAUGGCUGAUAUAAAACACAGGAACAUUGUAACUCUCCACGGCUACUUCACUUCUCCACAUUAUAAUCUUCUCAUCUAUGAGCUCAUGCCUAAUGGAAGCUUGGAUUCUUUUCUACACGGAAAAGAAUCUGGAGAUAGAAAAAUUUUGGAUUGGGCGUCGAGAUACCAAAUCGCGGUUGGAGCGGCUAGAGGGAUUUCUUACCUUCAUCAUGAUUGCAUCCCUCACAUUAUCCAUAGAGACAUCAAAUCUAGCAACAUACUUCUUGAUCACAACAUGGAAGCUAGGGUUUCUGAUUUUGGUUUAGCCACUUUGAUGGAGCCAGACAAGACUCAUGUCUCGACCUUUGUUGCUGGAACAUUUGGAUACUUAGCUCCUGAGUAUUUCGAUACGGGUAAAGCGACAAUUAAAGGAGAUGUUUACAGUUUCGGGGUUGUUCUUUUGGAGCUUUUAACUGGAAGAAGACCAACAGAUGAUGAGUUUUUUGAAGAAGGAACAAAGCUUGUUACUUGGGUAAAAGGAGUGGUAAGAGAUCAGAGAGAAGAGGUGGUGAUAGAUAACCGGUUAAGAGGAUCACCAAUUCAAGAGAUGAACGAUGUGUUUGGUAUAGCGAUGAUGUGUCUUGAACCGGAACCGAUCCUUAGACCGACUAUGGCCGAGGUUGUCAAAUUGCUCGAAUAUAUCAAACUUUCGAAACGUUCUUCUUCUUCGUUCUGAUGCCUCUCUCUCUCUCUCUUUUUUUCUCUUGUCGAUAUUGCUCGCAUGAGAUGAAAGCAUGCACGUGAGCAUGUUCUGUAAGAAACUUAACUAGUUUCUUGAAAUAAUCAAAUUAUUCAGUUCCAAAAUAAAGUUUGGCUGAAGAAAAAGACUUCGAGAUUCGCUUCUCUCUUUGAUAA